AUGUUUGUGUACUUCUUUCUCGACCUGCCUAUUCUUACUAGUAGUGAUAGGCAGCACGUUACUAGCCACCACCUCCCCACCUCGCCUCCGCGCCUCUUCGCGGGAGCGCCACCUCGCCUCCUCGCCUCCACGCCAAGUUUCCACCCCGCCAGCACGCCACCGCACCAGGGUGCCCUUCCCCACUUUUACUUUCCCACCCGUUCCUCUUCCCCCACCCCAUCACCCUACUUUCCCGCCAAUCCCUCUCUCCGCCGCCUUCGAGUUCGGCACCACAUCACGCUUCCUCCUCCCCCUCUCACUCAGCGUCAUCGCAAAAACCCCUUCUCUCCUUCCCCUCCCCAGCCCUCCAUGCCUGCAGUCUCACUCUCACCUGACCCUCUCGACACCACCACACUCAUCCUCCUCUUUCAAUACCCACCACACCACUCAGCACGAGCAGCUGCAGCCCCGACCCUCGCAUCCUCGCCACCACGCCUCCUUGCUUCUAUGCCUCCUCGCCUCUCUGCCUCCUCGCCUCUCUGCCUCCUCGCCUCUCUGCCUCCUCGCCUCUCUGCCUCCUCGCCUCUCUGCCUCCUCGCCUCUCUGCCUCCUCGCCUCUCUGCCUCCUCGCCUCUCUGCCUCCUCGCCUCUCUGCCUCCUCGCCUCUCUGCCUCCUCGCCUCUCUGCCUCCUCGCCUCUCUGCCUCCUCGCCUCUCUGCCUCCUCGCCUCUCUGCCUCCUCGCCUCUCUACUCUCACUCCUCUACUCUCACCCCUCUACUCUCACCCCUCUACUCUCACCCCUCUACUCUCACCCCUCUACUCUCACGCCUCUACUCUCACGCCUCUACUCUCACGCCUCUACUCUCACGCCUCUACUCUCACGCCUCUACUCUCACCCCUCUACUCUCACCCCUCUACUCUCACCCCUCUACUCUCACCCCUCUACUCUCACCCCUCUACUCUCGCGCCUCUACUCUCACGCCUCUACUCUCACGCCUCUACUCUCACCCCUCUACUCUCACCCCUCUACUCUCACCCCUCUACUCUCACCCCUCUACUCUCGCCCCUCUACUCUCACGCCUCUACUCUCACCCCUCUUCUCUCACCCCUCUACUCUCACCCCUCUACUCUCACGCCUCUACUCUCACGCCUCUACUCUCACCCCUCUACUCUCACGCCUCUACUCUCACCCCUCUACUCUCACCCCUCUACUCUCACCCCUCUACUCUCACCCCUCUACUCUCACGCCUCUACUCUCACGCCUCUACUCUCACCCCUCUACUCUCAUGCCUCUACUCUCACCCCUCUACUCUUGCCGGUCGCUCUCAUCUGUGACCUCACCUCUUCCUCAUCACUCUCCCAUCCUUACUGCAGGUGCCGCCUGUCAUCAACAACCUCACAUUGCCAUCUGGCAUGCACAUGCGGGUGGGUAUGGGUGUGCGCUCUUCCUCCCCUCUCUCCCCACUUCAUCCCCUAAUUCCUCUCUUCCACGCCUUGGCGCUCCCAAUCUGCCCUCUCACUUCUCAUUCCAUCCUCUCUCCUCCCUGCCCUCCAAUUUCCUCAAGGCAACCAUUCUCUCCUCUCUGUUCUGCCUCUUUCACCCGUGCCCUCGAUUCUCCUCAAUGGCGGCAGGCACACGGCCAAUUGCCCCACACUUUGCUGCCCCACACUUCUCUGCCCCACGCUCUGCUGCCCCACUCUCUCCUGCCCCACGCUCUGCUGCCCCACUCUCUCCUGCCCCACUAUCUGCUGCUCCACACUAUUAUGCUGCACCGUGCCCUUCUGCCAUGCACUCUGUUGCCCAACGCUCUGCUGCCCCACCCUCUGCUGCCCCACCCAUUGCCCCCACUCCAUCUUCGUUCAUCAUCGCGUGUUGA
This is a messenger RNA of Closterium sp. Naga37s-1, 1857 nucleotides long. NCBI's taxonomy places the organism in Eukaryota, Viridiplantae, Streptophyta, Zygnematophyceae, Desmidiales, Closteriaceae. The record is from the annotation of a GenBank genome assembly.